Messenger RNA from Lathyrus oleraceus (garden pea), 735 nucleotides. RefSeq lists its product as uncharacterized. The record is from RefSeq and is a predicted model, not a curated record. The transcript has 3 exons. Bases 1 to 735 code for a protein of 244 amino acids. NCBI's taxonomy places the organism in Eukaryota, Viridiplantae, Streptophyta, Magnoliopsida, Fabales, Fabaceae.
AUGAAGGUCGUCUUUAGAUUUCAAGAUGUGACUGAAAUCGUGAGUGAUGAAGUAUCUGCAUUUGAAGCGAAUACAAAUGAUAUUCAGAAGGCAGCACAUAAAGAACAAAUGAAGAAAGAUGGAAAAACCCUGUUUUAUUCAUCAAUGUUGUCUAUUGAAGAGUCAAGGAACCUAACUGAGAUGAAGUUAGAAGAACAUCAAGCUUCAUUAGAGGCUCAUGAGAUGAGGCUGAAGCGGAGGAACUCAGAAAGGGAGAAGGUGGCUGAACAAGCAUUGCAAAUAAGAUUCAUCAAGAAGUUUGGAAAAGAAAAAGCAAAGCCGAGAAAUAAUCUUGCUAAUGAUAAGAAGUCAAGCAAGAAUUCAAAGAAUCACUCUAAUUCAACCAAGAAAGUAAUGGGCAACAAUUAUUCGGGGGAAAAAGUUGACAUGAAGGAGUUUACCAAGUUAGAUGAAUCAGUUAAGAAAGUGACCAGGUUUGUAAAUGGAAGGCAUGUCACAUCAAGUGGAAAAGGAAACAUAGUUGUGGUGAGAAAAGAUGGUAAGAGGGUCACUAUUACUGGCAUAUUGUAUGUACCUUCAAUGACAAGCAAUUUGAUAAGCAUAGGUCAAUUACUUGCCAAAGGGUAUAAGACGAAGUUGGAAGAAAACCUAAUGAAGGUGUAUAAUGGUGAAGGAAAGAUGAUCAUGAAGGCACCAUUGGCAGAUAAAAAAACCUUCAAAAUGGAUGCAGGUUAA